CAAUCCUCUCAGGCCGGCAGUGUAUUCAUUUGAAUGGUAAAAACUGCAGGACGCUAGCGAGGCUGCAGACAAACAGUUGUGCUAAAGUUUAACCAGUUUUUCACGUUUUGGAAUUGCACACCCGAAGAAAACUCCAGACACUUCACAAAAUGUUUCGUUUCCUUUAUUAUGGCAGCUGGUAGGCAUGUCUGGGAACGGGAAGUCUUUAAGGUCAAACCUGAGAAAUCCAAUGGCUUUCUGCGACCCUGUCUGCAUCUUCCUGCUGAAAAGAACAUGAAGAAGGUGGAAAUUAUAAAUAAGGAAGAAUUAGAUAAAGAAAGAUUUCAAGUGCAUCACAGAGCAAACAGACCAGGCAAAGGGAAGCGAUUGUCAUCUCUCAAGAGGAAAAGCUGUACAUUGGUGGAGGUGGGCGUAAAGCUGCACUGCAAAACAUCAGAUGUAGGCCGUGUCCAUGACCGCGGCAUGGCCAACAAAGAAAAUGAGCUGACAUGCUCCGAUGAUGUGCGGGGCAUUCACUACAAUGACAACUGCGGAUUCCCUAUGAACUCUGCAGAGGCCUCCAAGAUGGCUGGGGCCAGCUCGAAGUACAGUGACUUCACAGAGCUAUCAAAGGACCAUGAAGCGAUGACUCAUGUCCUAUUUGGAAGGAAUCUACGACUAAAAGUAGCCCUAACACUAUGGCGAAGAAACGCCAGUGAAUUAGUAGCCUACCUAUUGAGAAUUCAGGAUGCAGGGGUGCUACUUGACUGCUUACCUGUCUUGACAAAUAAUCUUCAAACAGAAACACCAUGUUUAUCACUUGGCUGCUGCGUUGACCUCAUGCCCCAAGUGAAAGUGACUCUCACCAGUAAAUAUGAAGAACACAUAGCAGUGGGUUUACACUGGGUUCAAGCCGUUAUCAGGAAGUGGUGGCCAGAACUUUCUAAGAAUGAGAAAAGACUGCAGGACAGUUGUUCAGAAGACAGGAAUAUUGAAGUCAUGAAGCAGCGGCUAAAAGACUUAUGGAAGGAAGGAGCCCGACUAUGUUUGAUUCCAGGAUCCACAGGAGAACUGGCCAAGGCCAUUGAGGCUUAUCUGUCACAGUUGCCCUGACAGAUGUCAUGUAGUGCUCUGCGACUGUGACCACUACUGCCAGAUCAUGGCUGUGUUUCACACUGAUAGCGAUACCAGAGAAAUGGACUGGUUCAUUCUGCCACUUAAAACUCAAACCUCUUAACUGGGACUGAACUUGACAAUUCAGACAACUCCCUCAGUUGGAGCUGGAGACGCUUAAGGACGGCUGAGAGAGUCUUUCUGCUAAAUACACAGAAAGUGACUGCUUCACAUUGAAGUGGAUCGUCUUGUGAAGGGGCACAUCGCGGACCUCCAUGAGACUGGGUGUACGUCGCUCUAUGAAGUGCCAAUGCUCUUUCUCACCAUACCACUCUUUGCCAUGGAAUGCAAAUGCACUUGUGGAUGUAAUUAAUGCUCCGCUGUUUUGAUGUUUUUGCACCUGGAUUCUUUGGAAUCGGGAACUUGAAUCAGUCUUAAGUUAUUAGAGCUCCUCUUGUUUUCAUUUUGCCUCUUCAUAUGACAUUUGACUGUAUAAUGUAAAAACAACUGAUUCUUUUAAUCUUCUUUUAAUAAAUUUUCUAAAAAUCAAAAUGUGAUUCUUUUGAUAUUUCAGUUUUUGUACAUGCAAAGAAAGACAAUAAAUUUUGUU
Messenger RNA from Sphaeramia orbicularis (orbiculate cardinalfish), 1702 nucleotides. RefSeq names its product katanin p80 subunit B-like 1 (gene katnbl1). Gene Ontology annotation, cellular component: nucleolus. NCBI's taxonomy places the organism in Eukaryota, Metazoa, Chordata, Actinopteri, Kurtiformes, Apogonidae. The transcript is spliced from 10 exons. The coding region runs from base 169 to 1092 and encodes 307 amino acids. Gene Ontology annotation, molecular function: microtubule binding. The record is from RefSeq and is a predicted model, not a curated record.